Molecule: messenger RNA, 2709 nt
Organism: Liolophura sinensis
Lineage: Eukaryota; Metazoa; Mollusca; Polyplacophora; Chitonida; Chitonidae
Product: oxidative stress-induced growth inhibitor 2-like
Exons: 6
Coding region: 216-1814 (532 amino acids)
Source: RefSeq, a predicted model, not a curated record
CAGAGCCGGCACACGUGGAUCAUUCUCCACCCCAGAGAGAAAAAAUUUCAAGUCUUUGGAAAUUUUGCAUUUUCUUCCUUCAUUGUUCUAUCUGCUGUUUUGUAGAGCCUCCUUUCAAACCACGAUAACUGAGUUGCUGUAGCACUGGUGGAUGCCCAUAGUGACCCAGGGGAGGCUAUCACACUGGUGCUGGUAUCCUGUUAUUGGUGGUAUCCAUGGUUGAGGCUGUGGGAGGUAGGAGCAGUAUUACACCCACAGGUGGUCACACCAUCAGCCACCCCUCAACACACAGCCAUGUUGCAGUAAUCAGUGAGACCUGUAAAACACACCCGGUUAGAAAGAGACAGAGAAUGGCUGUCCAGUCCACAGAGGUUGUCGUUGUGGGAAAUGGCCCCUCUGCAAUCUGCUUGUCCUACAUGCUAACAGGCUAUCGUCCAUACUACAAUGGUCUACCUCACCCUAAUGAAUUCCUCUUGGCCAAGUUGGUGAAGAACAAGGAAAUCUCGGUCGUAGAACAGGACCUGAGUGAGCUUAGUGAAGGUCUGGAGGGGCGCUCCUCCAAUCCAGUGGCCUUACUGUUUGAUGCCUUAACCCACCCUGAUGCUGACCUUGGUGCAGAAAUGCCCUCCUGUCUCACCUGGCAGAAGGAAGACAUCCAUUUCACACCCCACGUGGUUCUGGGAAAGUCGCCACCUGGAGGUGCCUGGCAGCAAAUGGAUGGUGAUAUGCACACUCUUAGCCUCAGUAACUGGAUGGAACUCCCAUCCAUGCCUUUCAAGGAGUGGUUGGCCUGCAGAAAAAGGAAUAAGAGUGCCAGUGGGUCCAGCAGCAUGAGAAACGAACGAGCAUCCAUCGCUGAUGUUAGGAACUAUUAUUGUGACUUUGUGGCAGAUAAAGGGUUGUCUGGGAACUUUUCAAACUACUCAACUGUUACGUCCGUCAGGAAAGUGUACCAGCUACGUAACAAUGUUGAUGAGGAGAGUGGCGAGGUGGAGCCGUGCUGCUCCAAUGUGAAGCAGAACCACAGCUACCACUGGGAGGUUCGUGGUUACAGGAGCCUGUACAACGAUGACAAGGCAGAACCUGUGCGAGAGGAGUUCUGCUAUCAUGCCUCCUAUGUUGUCUUGGCAACAGGGACAUUUGACAUUCCAAACAGGCUGGGAAGUCCCGGGGAACAUCUGCCGUUCGUGUACCAUACGCUGAGUGGGUUUGAACAAGCCAUCAAGGAGAAAAAACUGGGCAGCAACUCUGACCCAGUUGUCGUUAUCGGAGCUGGACUGACUGCUGCAGAUGCUGUCAUCAUGGCACGGCGUAACAACAUACCAGUGGAGCAUGUGUUCCGCCGGAGCGCGACUGACACAAACCUGGUUUUCAAGAAGCUGCCGCCCAUGAUGUACCCUGAGUACCAUAAGAUCCACAGCAUGAUGAAAGGUCAUGACCAGUCCUAUGACCUCUACAGACAACAUGCCAGGCACAAGGUCGUGGAGUUCAAAGAGGACCAAAAGGUCAUCGUGGAGGGCGACGGCAGGGAGCAUGUCAUCCACUGCUCAGCAGUCGUUAUUCUCAUUGGCAGCCGUCCAGACCUUUCUUUUAUGCCGGUCGAAGGCCGAAACCUCGGCAUUGUUCGCAAAUGUGCAAUAGACUGUCGCCACAACCCGAUAGAAAUUGACCCCUAUUCAUAUCAGUGUCUGCAGGAACCGGGACUCUUUGCCAUUGGCCCUCUUAUUGGUGACAACUUUGUACGGUUUAUUCGUGGUGGGUCCCUGGGGGUGACAAAUUACUUGUGGCGCAGGAGAGUGGCAGACAAGUUUUAACUGCCAUGUACACUCCACGGAGAUGUGUUAAGCUCAAUAUUGUAACUGUGAUGCAGAGGCUAGGAGGAUGAAUUCAUCAGGGUGGAUACGGGCCAAACUUCAUUUCACAGAAGAUAUGCAGCGUCUUGAGUGGUGUUGAAAAUGUUUGCUUUGCUCAUUUGUAUAUUUACUAUUAUGUGUACUUGUACAUAUACUGGACAGUCACCUGUAACUGCCAGUAUGUAAAAGAAUUCCACCAUGUUUCUAUAUAUUUGCGUAAAGUAUUUACAAAACAAAGAAAGAAAACGAGGUACUAUUUUUCCAUUUGUGGUGAUGUAUGGACUUUUACAGCUACCUUUUUAUACACCUGUAUCGUAUACAUGUAGUUACAAUUAAAUAAGCUUUAAAUGAUUUCAGUUUAUAUAGAAAUGUUUAACACACAUUUUUAAAAAUGAGCUCAAGAGAAAUGCUUGUACCUUACCAAAACACAGGACAGACCAGAGUCAAAUAUGUCCAGGCGUACCGUUAGCGCAGUAGCAAACAACAGGUUUGAGAAAAGGCGUUUGUCUGUAGUAAACCAGUAAUCUGUCAGAGUUGUGUCUGGGGCAAGCCAGUAAUCUGCCAAAGAUGUAUCUGUGGUGAGCCAGUAAUCUGUCAGGGGUUUGUCUGAGAUAAGCCAGUAAUCUGCCAGAGAUUUGUCUGUGGUUAUCCAGUAAUCUGCCAGAGGUGUGUCUGGUAAGCCAGUAAUCUGCCAGAGGUUUGUCUGUGGCAAGCCAGUAAUCUGCCAGAGGUUUGUCUGUGGCAAGCCAGUCAUCUGCCAGAGGUGUGUCUGUGGUAAGCCAGUAAUCUGCCAGAGGUUUGUCUGUGGCAAGCCAGUCAUCUGCCAGAGGUGUGUCUGUGGUAAGCCAGUAAUCUG